AUGCCAUCGGCUUGCCCUUGGUCUCAUGGACGUCUUCACUGGCCGCCGAGCAACCUCACCUCGACCAUCCCCCUCGAACCAUCUCUCCCCGACCCACCUACCGACCUCGAUAUCGACGGCAUGGACAGCCAUCAAGUUUCGGGGAUCGACCGCAUUCAAGCCCUACCUCAACCAACUUCACGCCACCCUCACGCACAAGACAUCAUCAUCUUCCAAGCCACUGCAGCGCCCGCCGCGACCCCGAAUGUGGAGGAAUCGCGCUCGUUGAAGCAGGGGGAGAAGGGUGUGGAGGAGAUUGUGGAGGGGAUGAAGGUGGCAGUGGAGGAUCAUUCACUUGAGGAGAAGACGGGGGAGAAGGCUGCUGUGGAGCAGCAGCCACGUGGAGGAUUUCGUUCGUUGAGAGAGAGGGUCGCGGAGCAGAAGGCUCGCGAGUUGGAGGAGAUCCUCGUCGAGGCGCGGAAAGAGUUCCCCUGGCCGCAAGUUUGCGACAUUCCAGCGGAACUCGGACCCGUGCGGCGUUUGCCCUACGCUCAGAGCUGCCAUACGAUAGAGGUGCUUGCGGUCACCUACUGCGGCGCAGCUAUGAGACUGGCAAACGUCUCACUUCGCGAGGUUCUCGAGGGGGGGAUGAAGGGAUGCCGCUUGGGCUCCCACAUGUACACGCCCGAGGGCGGCAAACUCUCGUUGGAAUGGGCCGAACGCCGCGAGGCGUAUCGGAAGCGGAGAAACUCACUCGUUGUGGAAGUUGGGGACACUGUCGUUGAGAGGGAGGACCCGGAGUUUGUCGACGAUCGUUCUUGA
This is a messenger RNA of Zasmidium cellare ATCC 36951, 801 nucleotides long. RefSeq lists its product as uncharacterized. The record is from RefSeq and is a predicted model, not a curated record. NCBI's taxonomy places the organism in Eukaryota, Fungi, Ascomycota, Dothideomycetes, Mycosphaerellales, Mycosphaerellaceae. Bases 1 to 801 code for a protein of 266 amino acids. The transcript has 2 exons.